GCUCCACGACCCCUCUAACAAGUUGGCUGGAGUCGGGACGCUGGAAAGCAACUCCGAGGAGAGGGUACCAGCCCACGGCGGCCGCCGCCAGAAUGACUCGCGGGGAGUAGCAACCGAAGACGGCGGCCGCCUCAGUAGCCAUCGCGUGUGGAGGAUAAACGGCCGACACGGCCAACGCGGCGGCCAGUUAAGGGAAAGAGUUAGCGAAGACCAGGACUUUAGUCCCAGUGAAGACUGGGAAAGAAUCCGCGAAGACGGCGGCCACCUCUGUCGGGGCUCUACAAGAAGACUAAGUGAAAACAUCGGUUUCUCCCCCAGUGAUUCGAGAAGAGUCAAUGAAAACCUGGGCAGUGUCUCUCGGGAGAGAGUUACGGGAGAUGGAGGCCGCCGUCACAGCAGCUCCUGGGAGAGAGUAAGGGGAGCCCAAGGCUUCAGCAGCAGCGACGUGAAUUUAAGUGAGGUCGGCAGCCACCGAACUAGUGACUGUGAGGGACUGGUCGGAGAAGACCGCGGCCUCUGCUUUAGUGAUUCUUGGGAGGGUGUCAGAGAAGUCCCGGGCCCCCAACCCGGCGACUCCGGCGAGAGAGGCAGUGACUACUGCAGACGCCGCCUCAGUGGCUCUUGGGAGGAAGGGAGUGUCUAUGGCGGCCACAGCCUCAGUAAUUCCUGGGAGGGAAUAAGUGAAGACCGCGGCUACGCGGCCAGCGACUCCUCCGCGGUGAGCGUAGACACCAGCUGCUGCCUCCGUGGCUUCUGGGAGAGAGAAAGUAUAGACGAGGGUUUCCGCUGCCGGAGCUCUUGGGAGAAAACCAGGGAGGACCGGGUCCCCGGUCUUAGCGACGACGAAGGCAGCCACUACAGUGGCUCGUGGGUGACAGCAAGUGAAGAUCGCCGCAGCAGCGGGGGCCUGGACUCGAGUCCUCCCCGGAGUCCGAGGGAUCGCACCAUGCCAGGGGUGUCCGAUUCAGGCCCCUCCACCUCCUCUAGGGAGACUGCAACCCCGUGUGCCCGGAAGAAGGUUCAUUUUGGUAACAUACAUGAUGCAGUACGGGCUGGAGAUGUAAAGCAGCUUUCAGAUAUAAUAGAACGAGGAGUCUGCAUUAAUGAAGUUGACAUUCUCCAUAAGUUUACCCCUUUACAUUGGGCAGCACAUUCUGGAAGUUUGGAGGCUCUCAUAAUCAAUGGGGCAAAUCUGACAGCUCAAGAUGAUCGUGGAUGCACUCCUUUACACCUUGCUGCAACACAUGGACAUUCUUUCACUUUACAAAUAAUGCUCCGAAGUGGAGUGGAUCCCAGUGUGACUGAUAAGAGAGAAUGGAAGCCUGUGCACUAUGCAGCUUUUCAUGGGCGACUUGGCUGUUUACAGCUUCUCGUUAAAUGGGGAUGUGGAAUAGAAGAUGUGGACUACAAUGGAAACCUUCCAGUUCACUUAGCAGCCAUGGAAGGUCACCUUCACUGCUUUAAAUUCCUACUCAGUAGAAUGAACAGUACAACACAAGCUUUAAAAGCCUUCAAUGAUAAUGGAGAAAAUGUAUUGGAUCUGGCUGAGAGGUUCUUUAAGCAGAAUAUUUUGCAGUUUAUCCAAGGAGCUGAGUAUGAAGGAAGUGAUCCAAAAGAUCAGGAAACCUUAGCAUUCCCAGGUCAUGUGGCUGCCUUUAAGGGUGAUUUGGAAAUGCUUAAGAAAUUAAUAGAAGAUGGAGUAAUCAAUAUUAAUGAACGGGAUAAUAAUGGAUCAACUCCUAUGCAUAAAGCUGCUGGGCAAGGCCACAUAGAGUGUUUGCAGUGGAUAAUUAAAAUGGGAGCAGACAGUAAUAUUACCAACAAAGCAGGGGAGAAACCCAGCGAUGUGGCUAAGAGGUUUGCCCAUUUAGCAGCUGUAAAGCUACUAGAGGGGCUACAGAAAUAUGACAUAGAUGAUGAGAAUGAAAUUGAUGAAAAUGAUAUAAAGUUUUUUUCAAGACAUGGUGUUGAGGGAAGCACUGAUGCCAAGGAUGAUUUAUGUCUCAGUGAGUCAGAUAAGACAGAUGCCAGAAUGAGAGCUUAUAAGAAAAUUGUUGAAUUGAGACACAUGCUGGAAAUUGCUGAGAGCAACUAUAAACACCUGGGAGGGAUAACAGAAGAAGAUCUAGAGCAGAAGAAAGAACAGCUUGAGUCUGAAAAGACUAUCAAGGAGCUGCAGGGCCAGCUGGAGUAUGAACGGCUUCGUAGAGAAAAAUUAGAAGGUCAGCUGGAUGAGUAUCGUGCAGAGGUGGAUCAACUCAGGGAGACACUGGAAAGGAUUCAGGUCCCCAACUUUGCUGUGGAAGAUGACUCUUCUUGUGAGUCAAGCAAAGAGAAGAGGCGAAUUAAGAAAAAGGUGUCUUCUGGGGGAGUUUUUGUGAGAAGCCAAUUUGUUACUGUCUUGGGGCAGUUGCCUAGAUCUGCCGCACCCUGAAGAUCUGAUUGUUGGCUUUGGGCCUUGCUGGCCACAGCCUUCUCACCACACCCCCGACUGCCCACCCUCUGGACCCUGGCACGUACUUUCCGUGGAUGCUUAAAGGCCAUUCUGACACAGUAUCAUCGGGACCAGUUUGCCCUAACAUGAGCGUAUUUGCAUGGGAGACCAGUUCAGGCUGGUCGGGGGUCUGUAAGCCAGUUUUAAAAAAUGCCUCACCUAUCCUUUUGAUCAUUGUUAGUUUCUCUAUGGUUUGCAAAAGGCCUUCGAUCUAUAAUAAAACAUUUAUUUGGUAUGUACUAUGUGUGAGACCUGUGCCGAGUCCUUUCCACAUACUAUCUUUUAAUUCUCACCACAGCAGUAGGAGAUAGGUGUAUUUUACAGAUGGGAAUUAAGUAAUUUGCCCAGAAUCACAUAGCCCUGUGAAGCCAGGAUUCUCACCUCAGUGGGGAAAGUUCAGAGUCUGCAUUCUUAACCACUACAGGAAUUCCCGAACCCAGUUUCUCACCUUCUGGGACUAGACACAGCCUUCCUUCCAGGCUGGUGACCCUAAGGUGAAUCCCUACUCUGUACAUAGUUUGUUAUUCUUGCUCCAGUUUUCUCAAGGCCCCAUCUCCAGU
Zalophus californianus (California sea lion) is the source of this 3054-nucleotide messenger RNA. It is a transcript of the gene ANKRD42, whose product is annotated as ankyrin repeat domain 42. The record is from RefSeq and is a predicted model, not a curated record. The transcript is spliced from 12 exons. Gene Ontology annotation, molecular function: protein binding. Bases 947 to 2434 code for a protein of 495 amino acids. NCBI's taxonomy places the organism in Eukaryota, Metazoa, Chordata, Mammalia, Carnivora, Otariidae.